CAACAAACGCGCGCGCUGUGAUCAUUUCUUACCGAACCAAAACAACCAUGAAACGAUUUUUUAUCGCCGUCUCGCGCUACACGAGUUAAAAUCCAUCGGAGGCAACCACAAGCGAGCCUCUAGCCCCAAUCAAAACAGAAAAGACAAGGGCCUUCGUGUUUGUCCAUUUGCUUAUGAAUCAGCUGUUCAAAUUCCCAGCAGUACCGCGUUUCGCGUACUAGUAUCGCACGUGUUCGAAUGUGUGUUCUUCGGUACUCGGUGAUUCGAAUAUUUUCGAAAUGUCCAAGAGAGACGACUCUACCACAACUGAUGCUAACGAACCCCUCAUAGUGAAACAUGGAAAUACCAAGGUAGAGGAAAUCAUCAAGGCACAAGCACAUCCUGUCAAGAGGAACAAAAGUGUAGUUUUACUAGAACACAGAAGAAAUGAGAAAAAGGAGGAGAAAUGGCGUAUGGUACCACCUGACGGGGGAUGGGGGUGGCUAGUACUAUUUGGCGCUACCAUGGUUAAUAUCCUUAUUCCAGGAAUGAUCAAAUCCUUUGGAGUUUUAUUCGUGGAAUUCGGAGAAGUGUUUGAUGCUAGUAAAUCUGAAGUGAUGUGGAUACCUUCACUUUGCUAUUUUUUGUACAGUUCGUUAGGUCCUUUGUCUAGCAUAUUAUCUGUAAAAUACUCCUAUAGAUUUGUAACCGUGAUUGGGGGAGCAUCGGCCGCCCUUGGUAUGAUUUUGAGCUUCUGGGCAAACUCGGUAUACUACCUCUACUUCUCGUACGGCAUCCUAGUUGGUUUUGGUGCUGGACUUUCAUUUCCUCCAACCGUAUACAUCGUAUGCAGCUACUUUGUCAAACUAAGAGGGGUAGCAAAUGGUAUUUGUAUAUCAGGAUCUGCGUUUGGAUCCAUUCUCAUUCCACCAUUGCUCAGGAUCAUUCUAGAUACUUACAGCACCAGAGGCACGAUGCUGAUAAUGGGUGGACUGACGUUAAAUGUUUUCGUGGCUGCACUAUUCUACGACAAAGUAGAACUUCACAUGAAGCGUGAGCCCAUCGAAAAGAAAGACGAAGAACCAGAUAUCCUACAAGCCAAGUUUAUAAUCAGCCAGGAAGACAGUCUGCCCUCCUUACCCCACACAGACUCAUUCUUAGAGCAAAUUGAUUCCUCGGAAGGCAGUUUCAACCGCAGUGCGUCCAGCGCUGCAGUGCAAAACCUGAAGAGCAAAGAGCAUAGAGAACGCAAAAUCAGUAUGCCCAUGGGAAAACACGAAGUGAUGAAAGCUAAAGCUGGUCACAGCAUGAGCAGCAACAGUACCUUGCAUGCUGUUCCAGAAAAGGAAAUCAAUGGUGGUAAAGCAAUGGAGAUUUAUUCCCAAAGCAGAGUACCAAGCACUAGAAGGAGAUCUGCACCUAAACGCAGUACUUCGACUAGCUCGUUCCAGUAUAUAAGUACUCCAUACCAUGGCAGUACUUUGACCUUACAGCCAGAAAUCUUUGCCAGCUCUUUUAGCUUGAAAUCGAGUGCUAAGGGAAAAGUUAAAGAAGAAGUGAAGAAGCCAAAAUUGUUCGAUAUAGGCCUGCUUAAAGAUCCCAUAUAUCUCGUUAUCUUAAUUUCCAAUGCUACUAAUGCUAUCAGUUACACCAACUUUUUAAUUCUACUCCCAUCUUACGCACAGACUUUGAACUUCGACAAAAAUCAAGGAGCUCUCUUGCUCUCAAUUGUAUCGGCGUUAGAUUUAGUUGGAAGAAUAGGCGGUUCCGCCUUGUCAGAUCUCACGACUUUCCCAAAAUGCUGGUAUUUUGUUAUUGGACUACUUGUAUCAGGCAUAUCUUUAGGCUUUAUGCCUCUCUUCGGAAACUACUGGGUCAUAGCAGCAUUUUGCUCUUUAUUUGGCUUAUGUUCGGGCGUUUAUGUAGGUGUCACAGCCAUUGUGAUGGCUGAUAUGCUCGGUGAAGAGAGAUUACAAUCCACAUAUGGGAUGGGAUUAUUCGUCAAUGGGAUCUUACAGCUCAUUGGACCGCCGCUAUGUGGAUUGUGGUACGAAACUGUCAGAUCUUAUGUAUCUCUAUUUAUUUCUUUAGGUAUCACGAUAACUGCGGGUGCUGCGUUAUGGAUAUUUGUUCCUUGUUUUCAAAGAAGAGCCAAAGAAAAGGAAGAUAAUAAGUUAUCCGCAUAGGUUUAUGCUUAGAUGUAGUAGGUAACCACUUUUUAGAACGUCAUAAUACCAUUCCAGUGAUCCUUAUAUCAGUUCAGUAGCUUCAGAAGGUGUGGGAACAAAUUUUCAAAGAGUAACUCGAGAACGAAAGAGUGACAUUUCCUAUUUCAAAUUAUUUGUUUUUGAUAUAAAAAAAUGAAAAUAGCCAAUGAAUGAAAUUCUUCUGGAUCUUACCACACAGGCGAAAUCAACAUUUUCUAAAUAUGUAGUUAUAUUUUUCUACUGAAUCAAUUUGGGCAUUAACUAUAAGCUACUGAGAUCUUUCUGGAUCAAAUAAUGCCUAGUUUGCCAUUCGAUGCGUAUAGCAUGGAAUAUUAUAGUAUUACUAAACAUAAUAUAGAUAUAAUUUUAAUGUGGAUGAACAAAGAACCAAUAAGAACUGUGAUUUCAACCGAAUAUCGUUAAGUAUAUGCAUUUUGAUUUUUUGAGUAAUAUUGUUGACAUGCUGUGUACCGGUUUUACGAUAGAUUUGUAAAGGACCAGAAACAAUAAUUCCGUCAAUCAAUUCGGAUCCUUUGAUCACUGAGUAUGUGUUGGAAAAUUUGAGCAUAUUUUAUAUUAUGCACUAAACAGUUUGGUGUUUGGAAUUAGUUUCUAAUUAAAGACAAACCAAGACAGAAUGAGAAAGAAUGCGGAUAUUUCUUUUGAUUUAUUGGCUGGUUUUUAAUAACUAGUAUAGUCUUUAACUAGAAGGAAUAUUUCAUUGUUUGUGGAUGUUGAUGUGUCUUGAGAACAAGAUAUUUUUGUUAGUUAUAUGGUUUUUAGAAUGUUUUUUCUAAUAUUGUAAUCUGUAUACUGUACAUGUCCAUAUACAUUUAUUUGUACGCAUGCAGGGUACCUUGCCAAUUUACCAAUAAAUAUUCAUAUAUUGAUAUUGUUACGUUUAGUCUUCAAAACUUCAUCUGUCUCGCAUAGUUGUGGAUAUCUCUCAAGACCGUACGCAGGUCAAAACGGAAUGGAGCGCACCUUGAAAAAAAAUUUUGCUGGAAGUUCCACAAAUCAUAUCCACUUAACUAUGCUUGAUAUCUUUUUUAUAUUUGCAUUCCAUUGUUUUAUCCAUUUAUAUAAUCUUCCACGAUAAUUUGACAAUUCGUAUGUAUAUGGAAAACAACUAGGGUUACUUUUUACAAAACUUAAAUAUAUUGCUAUAGCAAAUUUAUAUACCUAUUUUUUGGGCGUACAUAUCCCUCAGAGGGUGCUCAGGCAAGUCAAUAGGUCAGGGAAGUGCUCUAAUCACGAAAAAACUUCAAAUGGAAGAAUAAUUUUCAGAUAUAAUAUAGGAGGUACAUUUGGCGUUCGCCAGGUAAUCCUUGGCCCUCUAUUACAGAUAAAAACAUACUUAUAGUUCAUGUUAAUCAGUCCUGUUAUUAUAGAGUAACUGUCAACAAAAAUUAAUUUUAGCAUUGAUCCUUCUAUAAUUUGGAAAGUAUCACUGGAUUUUGUAGAAAUUUUGAAAGGCCUAUCUAAUGGUACCAGUAUUGUCACCAAAAAAUGUAUAACUCCCCCUGACUUUAUACUUUUUUCUUCGUUUCUGAUUUUGAACGCAAUAAAACAUUUUCUUGGCGGAGAAUUCAGAAAGAAGUCAACUUUGUGGAAAUAUUUUAAAACGUAAAUAGUUUAUUCGAAGGAUUCAAAGAUUGUGAAAUCCAGCAAAACUCGUUUUUCAAAUUAUAAUCACCCAGUCAGUUUUGUUGCUCCAAACACAACACGAGCAAUACGAGCUGUGCAAUUAGAAAAUAUGUGGAGUGGAAUCUGCGUUGAAAAAUUUAAAAACCGCUGAUCCAUAAAGGUCACAAAACUUAUUUGACCAGGCUAACUAGAAAAAUGUGAACCCUGUUGUAAGAGAAAUUGUACAGAAGUAUUUACCAUAUAUAUUCUUUAGAGUGAAUGCUAAGGCCCCUCAUUUCCGAAUAAAAGC
This is a messenger RNA of Acanthoscelides obtectus, 4122 nucleotides long. The record is from the annotation of a GenBank genome assembly. Lineage: Eukaryota; Metazoa; Arthropoda; Insecta; Coleoptera; Chrysomelidae.